AAUCAUAGAUAGUAUAAUAUAUUUUUAUUUCUUGUUAUAAAAAUUUGUCAAAGUGUAGGGGCAUUUUUGUAAUUUCACAAAUAGAUUGUAUAAUUGGUCUUUCUUAUAUAAAAGGGAAGAGUUGUAAGUUGUAACUACAUAACAAAGUGAAUCCAACUUCACUUUGGACUCCUCUUUCUCUCCUUCUUUCUUAUUUUGAUCCAAGAAGUCGUCAUUCCUUCUCUUGGGAAAAUAUGGAGAAACUGAAUUCUAGUUUAGGUUUAUGGAGAACACAAUCCGAUCAACUUGCACAAAUGUUAAGUGAAACCAUCGGCGGUGGAGAAAGUGGUGACGCUGCUAGCGGCGCGACGCAUUCAAGAAAGCCUAGCAAACAAUUGGUGCUUGCAUCGCCCGGACGAAGUGGUGGUGGUGGCAGUACACACAUUAGAAAGACAAGAAGUGCUCAAAUGAAAGUAGAACUUGAUGAUGUGGGUAGUGGGGCCGCCUUAAGUCGAGCUUCGAGUGCAAGCUUAGGGUUUUCGUUCUCGUUCACCGGAUUUACUAUGCCUCCUGAUGAUAUUGCAGAUUCAAGAACUUUUAGUGGUGAUGAUAUACCCGAAGACAUCGAAGCUGGCUCGCGUAGGAAGUUUCAGACCGAACCUACCUUGCCAAUAUUUCUAAAGUUUAAGGAAGUGUCAUACAAGAUAGUGAUAAAAGGUUUGACAUCAACAGUAGAGAAGGAUAUAUUGAAUGGAAUAAGUGGUGCAGUGAAUCCCGGGGAAGUUUUGGCGUUAAUGGGGCCCUCGGGAAGCGGAAAAACGACACUUUUAAGCUUACUUGGAGGCAGGCUAACCGAGCCUGACCCUGGGGGUUCAAUCACUUACAAUGACCAGCCGUAUUCAAAGCUCUUAAAGAGCAGGAUCGGGUUUGUAACUCAAGACGAUAUCCUAUUUCCUCAUCUAACGGUGAAGGAAACAUUAACAUACGCGGCUCUACUACGACUACCAAAGACAUUAACCAAACAAGAAAAAGAAAAACGAGCGUCGGAUGUGAUUCGUGAACUUGGAUUAGAAAGAUGUCAAGAUACAAUGAUAGGUGGUUCGUUUGUUCGGGGAGUUUCGGGUGGAGAAAGAAAACGUGUUUGUAUCGGACUCGAAAUAAUAAUCAAUCCUUCUCUCUUGUUCCUUGAUGAACCUACAUCUGGCUUAGACUCAACAACUGCUUUGAGGAUCAUUGAUUUGUUACAAGACAUAGCUGAGACAGAGAAGACAGUGAUUACAACAAUUCAUCAGCCAUCGAGUCGACUCUUCCACAAAUUCGACAAACUAAUCCUUCUCGGAAAAGGGAAUUUGCUGUAUUUCGGGAAAGCAUCAGAAGCUAUGGUAUACUUUUCAUCAAUAGGAUGUUCUCCAUUAAUCGCCAUGAAUCCAGCCGAGUUUUUGCUAGAUCUCGCAAACGGAAACAUGAAUGAAGUUUCUGUUCCUCCAGAGUUAGAGGACAUGGUAGGAGAUUCACAAAGAGACGCAAAAAGCGGGAAACCAACACCAGCAGUUGUUCAUGAUUAUUUAGUGGAGGCCUACGAGACACGAGUGGCUGAAGAAACAAAGAAAGAGCUUAUGAUUCCUGUACCACUGGAUGAUGAUAUAAAGUCAAAUGUUCAGUCGAUGAAACGAGAAUGGGGAGCUAACUGGAGAGAGCAAUAUUCGAUAUUGUUUCGAAGAGGACUCAAAGAAAGACAACAUGAUUAUUUUAGUUGGUUGAGAAUUACACAAGUUCUCGUGACUGCAGUUAUUUUGGGACUUUUAUGGUGGCAAUCCCAAGUUCAUAGCCCCAAAGAACUCGAUAAUCAAGCAGGAUUGUUGUUCUUCAUUGCGGUAUUUUGGGCGUUUUUUCCUGUUUUUACAGCGAUUUUCACAUUCCCACAAGAACGAGCGAUGCUAAACAAGGAAAGAGCAGCGGAUAUGUACCGAUUAAGUGCAUAUUUUAUGGCGAGAACAACAAGUGAUCUUCCACUUGAUUUGUUUCUCCCAAUGCUUUUUCUCCUUGUUGUUUAUUUCAUGGCGGGGUUGAGACUAACCGCUGAGUCGUUUUUCCUGACCAUGGUUAUUGUCUUCCUAUGCAUUGUUGCAGCUCAGGGACUUGGGUUGGCUAUUGGUGCUACAUUGACUGACUUGAAGAGAGCAACAACUUUGGCUUCUGUAACUGUAAUGGCUUUCAUGUUGGCUGGUGGAUACUUUGUUAAGGAUGUUCCAAUAUUCAUAGCGUGGUUACGUUACUUGUCGUUUAAUUAUCACACAUACAGAUUACUUUUGAAAGUGCAGUAUGAAACCAUUAGUCCUGUAAUUGAUGGAAUAAAACUAGACAGUGGUUUGAAGGAAGCUACUGCACUUGGGAUUAUGGUUUUCGGUUACCGUCUUUUGGCAUACUUGUCUUUGAGGAGGAUGAAGAUUGGUUGACUUUUGAUGGUCAACUGUCAUAAGUUUAUAAUUUUGUUUCAUUUCAUAUAUACCAAAGGUAAGGGAAGUAUUGAGGGAAUGAGGAUAGGAAGUUGUCAUGGUAACUGCAAGAAGAAUCUCAAACAUAAUUGUAACAAAAACAAAUCAAUGGAUGUUAAUGUUGUAAGUUGUUGAUCUUCAUAAUUGACAUUAAUGUUGUUGAUCUUCA
This is a messenger RNA of Helianthus annuus (common sunflower), 2643 nucleotides long. Its product is annotated as ABC transporter G family member 22. Gene Ontology annotation, cellular component: membrane. The record is from RefSeq and is a predicted model, not a curated record. Bases 234 to 2435 code for a protein of 733 amino acids. Lineage: Eukaryota; Viridiplantae; Streptophyta; Magnoliopsida; Asterales; Asteraceae. Gene Ontology annotation, molecular function: ABC-type transporter activity; ATP hydrolysis activity; ATP binding. The transcript has 11 exons.